This is a messenger RNA of Strongylus vulgaris, 534 nucleotides long. Lineage: Eukaryota; Metazoa; Nematoda; Chromadorea; Rhabditida; Strongylidae. The record is from the annotation of a GenBank genome assembly.
AUGCUCGAAGAUCACCGUUUUACUGACACGAUUUCGCGAAACACUUCCGUACAAUCAGCAAUUGAGCGAUUUGACCAACGCAGAGUGAGCAUGAUUGAAAGCUCGCCGAAAUCUAACGAGACCUCACUAUCAGAAGGGACCACAAACAGGCAGCAUCAUAAUCAUACGGAUUUAGCUCCUCCAGUUCCCCGAGCGCGGAAAGUAUUAUCUUUACCAGAAAGCCCUCCUCAAAGAGAGUUCAGACUAUCAACAACGAGCCCCAGCGAACCAUUCAUGUUCCAGAAGCAGCGCUCCAAGUCAACGCCUAUGAACCCAAACGUGCUAUUACAUUCGCGUGAUGCCUCGCUCUACCCCCAAAUGAAAUUUUCUGACCAACGGUUUCGACCAACUAAUUACGGAGCAGGUAUCACAGGAGUGUACCAGGAAGUAGUGUAUUCUGCGGCGUCUGAAGAUGAUCGUGCUGAAGAUAAAAGUCAAAUUCCUGCCAUGCAAAAGGAAACGAAUUUGGUCGAGGCAGAUGUUUAUAAGGAACAG